Molecule: messenger RNA, 3231 nt
Organism: Adineta ricciae
Lineage: Eukaryota; Metazoa; Rotifera; Eurotatoria; Adinetida; Adinetidae
Source: the annotation of a GenBank genome assembly
AUGAAUAGUGAUGUUAAUGAAACAAACAAUACAAUCACGACACUACCGAUAAGUGCUCUUCGAAAACAACAAAUCAAUCGACGACGAGCAUUUUUUCAUGACGAUAUUAUUGUUGAGAAUCAUAACAAAAGCAAUUCAACGAAUGAAGAGAAUAUUUCGACAAAUGCCAGUUCGAAUAACGAAGAUAAUCCGACGAGUAAAACAUUCAAGAGAAAAGUGGUCUCAUUCAGUGCGAUGCCAUUUGAGAAAAAUGUUGCCGAUGUGACUGAUUGUCUUCGCUAUAUGCAAGAAGGAAGUGAUUUACUCAAAAUUCGAUCCUAUGCUCGACAGUUUCGUCGUCUUUACAAAAUAAACGAUACACUCACCGCAAUCAGUUGGUAUCCGUCUGCGAAGAAACCAUCGAAGGCAAACAUUACAAUUGAUUCAAUCAAAGAAGUACGUCUGGGAAAAACAACUGAACGUCUACGUGAACACGCGCAACAGUAUGAGAAUGAAUCCGUCUUUUCAAUUAUUUAUACGAAUGAAACGAAUGAAUACGUCUCGGUUGACCUUGUCGCCAGCAAUGCUGAUGAGGCAAAUAUUUGGGUGACGGGUUUAUCGUGUCUGAUUACUACUCAUGGAAAUCCGUUGACAUCAGCCGAUCUCGAAGAUCGACAACAGAUGCGUGAUCGUUGGCUACGCGAUGCUUUUGCAACUGGACUGUCGUCAUCGAGCAAUUUGGAACAUAUGAACUCUAAUGAGUAUCAAAUGUUAACAGAGAAGAAUUUGAUCGACGAAGAUGAAACCAUUCGGCUACUGAGUGAUUAUGGUAUUUCAGAAGAAAAAUUAAAAGUUCGUUUACAAGAAAUUCAAGCGAAGAAACCAGAAGGUGAUCGGGGAUAUUUCUCCACCGAAGAACUUGUUGAUGUGUUUAAAAAACUUUCGACACGACCGGAGAUUUAUCAUCUUUUAGUCAGAUAUUCUCGGAAUCAGGACUUUCUUUCAACGCAAGAUUUAACAUUAUUUCUCGAAGCUGAACAAGGCAUGUCAAAAAUUACACGAGAGAAAUGUACACAGAUCAUCCAAGAAUUUGAGCCCUCGGUGGAAGCGAGACUCUUAGGACACUUAGGUAUCGAUGGUUUUACGAAUUAUCUUUUAUCUUCGGAAUGUGAUAUAUUUAACCCAAGUCAGAGAUCGAUUACACAAGAUAUGGAUCAUCCAUUAAACUACUAUUUUAUAGCAUCGUCCUACAAUACAUUUCUAUUGGCUGAUCAAUUAAAAGGCCCAUCGAGUGUCGAUGGGUUUAUUCAUGCAUUGAUGCGUGGUUGCCGCUGUUUGGAUCUCCAUUGUUUCGAUGGAUCUGAUGGGCAGCCCUUGAUACAUAAUGGUACAUUAACAUCACGAAUAGCUUUGUCAGAGGCAUUGGAAUGUAUCAAUAAUUAUGCAUUCGAAACAUCCAACUAUCCAUUGAUAUUAUGCAUGGAACUACAUUGUUGUAUCAGUCAGCAGGAACGUGUUGCUCAAUUGCUAAUUGAAAUCUUCGGUGAAAAGUUGUUUGUUAGUAGCUCGUUAUCAUCUAAUGAUGCAAAUCUUCCAUCACCGAAUGCAUUGCGUGGUAGAGUCAUUAUCAAAAGUAAAAAAUUAUCUGCAUCCGUGUCGAAUGAAAUCAAUCGAGAAUAUGGAGAAAUUACCGACGAUGAUGAUUGUUACGAGGACCAUAAACGACGAUCGAAAAAGGAAUUGAAUCAUUGUAAAAAAUAUCGGAAAUUAUCUCGGGUAUUCUCCGAUCUUGUUUGUUUACUUCGUUCGGCACCAUUCGAAGAUUUCACUACCGCAUUCAGUGAACAACAACUUGGUCAAGUGUGUACGUUUAGUGAAAGUGCAGGAUUUCGGCUAGCGACUACCGAUGCAGAAGAAUUUAUUACUUAUAAUAAACGGUUUAUUUCCAGAGUGACACCAGGAACAUGGCGUGUCGAUUCGUCAAAUCUUAAUCCGCAAGAUUUUUGGAAUGUUGGUUGUCAAAUGGUGGCAAUGAACUACCAAACUGCUGGAAAGUUUAUGGACGUGUAUAUCGGCCGUUUUCUUACUAAUGGCAGUUGUGGAUACGUCCUUAAACCAAGUUACUUACGAUCCAAUAGUAAUACAAUAGCGAGCAAUAGACUAACAAAUAAUCUGUAUCCAUCGAAUACACCUCAAAUACUACAUAUUAAAGUAAUCAGUGCUCUUCAUCUUCCUCGACCUGAACAAGCAGAAUUGAAAGCCAAUUCAGUUGACCCGUAUGUUGUUGUGCAAAUCUUCGGCGUACCUAGAGAUUGUGAUGAAGCGCGAACCAAGACAGUCUAUCAUAACUGUGAAAACCCUCAGUUUAAUGAUACAUUUGAAUUUGAAAUCGCUUUUCCGGAAUUGGCACUCGUCCGAUUCGUUGUACUCGACGAUGAUUCACUAGAUUAUGACUUUAUCGGACAAUUCACACUACCCUUUGAAUGCAUCCACCCAGGCUAUCGACACGUUCAUCUGUAUACGAUUGGUGGAGAUCUCCUUCCUAACGCCUAUCUCUUUGUUCAUGUUGCUAUCAAUAGUAAAUCUUUGACGAUUAAACCUUGUCGAACAUUGUCACGAUAUCGUCGUUCUGUCACUCGGCGUAAACUGCAUAUCGCAUCGUUCCGAUCAGUCUAUUACAAGCGAAUCGAUGAUCUUUUCAAAUCAGUGAUACAACCAUUAGAAACGGCAUUCGAAUAUCGGCAUGGUGUAGAGCAGAGUCUAAGUGAACUCAACGAACAUUGUGGUUUACCAGGUAUCUCCAAUGUCAAACAAUGCGUAAGAAAAAUCGCUAGUCGAUUACAGAAAGGCAAUCUUAUCGGUGCUGUUGUUAUUCGAAGCCAAUCAGAUAUUCCUAUCUUCGAAUAUUCAACGACGUUGCCCGAAUUAUCUCGACAGAGUAUCAUCGCUUUAGAAGAAGUCGUAGGUCGUUGUCGAGCUUUGGUAGAAAAUGGCAAUCUAAUAUAUCAGAAGUUGAGUAGUGUACAAACAGAAUUGUACGAGUUCAGUCAGAACGUUCCUAAACUGUUCGAAACGCACGGUCUACGUGGAAAGAAGUUUACCAAAGCAAUGAAUAAUUUCUCCUAUAAUCUUGCUCUUCUUCAUGGUCAAACGGAUUUAUUUAACAAAGCUAAACAAGAUGCGAGUAUCAUUAUUCAACAGAUUCUCGAAGCUGCGGAAACAACUCAUCUAUUAGUAAACACAAAUUCGUGA